CUAACCUUUUUCAAUUUAUAAGUGCUAUAAUGCACGUAGUAGGUGUGACUUAGAAUUAUUCAUUUUUAUUUAACGGAAUUUAUUUCAAUGUGUUCAAUGGAUUGAUUACUGGAUAUAAUCGAAGAUGUCAGUUUGACCUGUUUUAAUUUAUAAGUAGUUUUACUUUUCGUUUCAUGUUUUCUACAGACUGACCACCAUAAAUAUGUUUUAUAAAGUAAGGAUGUGUUCUAAAAUACAACAAUCUCAAAUACACGUAUUCAAUAAAAGAACGUAAAUUCAUUGAACUAACAAAAUUAAGAAGCUAAAAUAUCUCCAAUGAUGGCGCUCCGGUUACGUUUUCUUUGAUAUUCAGUUUAAGUUCCAGAGUGCUCAGCGUCGGCCGCUAUUCAGUUAGUUCAUGAGCUCAUGACUGUAGUAUUUAACUACAAUGUCAUAUUCAAAGUUAAUUGACCGAGAGCCCAUUUUUUUUUUUAUUAAGUUAAUUUUCUAAGCUUAAUUUAUGUAAACUUUUAUAAACAAUGAUAAAACUGAUUAUCGUAGCGUUUCUAUUUUUGUCGUUACACGUGUCAAAUGCUCACAAAUUAACUGAUUCUUCUAUUGAAGUUAACAACACAUUUUCAUCUAAAGCUUUUCAAGUUUUCAAUAUUAUUACCAGUUAUAUAGAAUUUAUCUAUGACUCCAUAAUAGCGCCAUUUACAGGAAAUAUAAUGAAGCGAGAAUCAGUUACAUCAUCUAAUAAAGUAUCUUAUAAAAGAUAUCAAUUAAUAAAAGUAAAGCCGAUUGAUGAUGAUGCCGUUCUUGAGAUCGAAUCUGUGGCUGAAGAACCAGGUGUGCAAGUUUGGACGCCUAUACGGAUUAACCAAACAGUGGAUUUAGUUUUACCUCCGAGUUUAGCUAGAGACGUCAAACGAUUUUUAUCUCAAAGAGAAAUAGAUUAUGAAGUGAUAUCUAAUGAUUUAGAGAGGAGCAUAAGUACACAGAAUCCAAAAUCACCAUUACCCAAUCAAAGAAUGGAAUUAAAAGCAACUAAAGGUCAUUUUUUAACAUGGAACAGAUAUCAUCGCUAUCAAGAUAUACUCGAUUAUUUAAUGUAUCUGUCAGAAAACUAUCCUCACUUGGUCGAAAUAUUACCAAUCGGAGAAACUGCAGAAGGGCGUCCACUUAAAGUAGUUAAAGUAUCGUCUGGCCAACUAAAAGAAAAAAUGAAAAAACCCGCUAUUUGGAUUGAUGGAGGAAUUCACGCUAGAGAAUGGAUUUCGCCUGCUGUGGCAUUGUACAUAUUGAAGCAACUAGUAGAAGAUAAUAAAUUUUAUAAAUCUAUGAUAACAGAAAUAGACUGGUAUAUUCUUCCAGUUGUUAAUGCUGAUGGUUAUGAAUAUACUCAUACAACAGAUCGAUUAUGGAGAAAGUCAAGAAGAAUACCAGUUGAAUUAUCUAGAACAAUAUGGGGAUUAUCUGAAGGAUGUGAAGGAGUAGAUCUUAAUAGAAAUUGGGAUUGGCAUUGGGCUGAAGUAGGUGCAAGCGAAGAUCCUUGUCAGGACACUUUUGCUGGAACCCAUGCUUUUUCCGAACCUGAAACAAGAGCAGUUUCUGACUUCAUAUUAGAUCAUAAAGAUAGAUUUCAGGUGUAUAUUAGUUUACAUUCUUACUCCCAAAUGUGGUUAGUACCAUGGAGUCAUUCAAGAAAACGUAUAGAAGAUUAUGACGAUUUAAUGUAUGUAGCUAGACACGCAACUGAAGCAAUUAAAAUGCGACAUGGAACAAAUUAUCGACUAGGGUCUUCUCCUGGUCUUCUUUACUCAAUAUCUGGCAAUUCCGAUGAUUGGGCUAAGGGUAAAGCUGGUAUUAAAUACAGUUAUACGAUUGAACUUCCUGAUACAGGUUUUUAUGGGUUUCUGUUACCGGCUGAUAAGAUUGUACCAACGGGAAGAGAAAUAUUUACUGGAAUCAAGUCUAUUGCUAAUUCAAUUUCAAAAAUUAACAACUUAAAGCACAAGCAUGUGCUCACGAAAAAUUAAAAAUUGUAGCAAUUUUAAAUUUAAAGUAUUUUAGUUAUUAAUACUACACUAUCUAUAAUUAAAAUAAUGUUUAUUUUUUGCACCGGGCCUAGCGAUUAAAAAUUGUAUUUUAAGUCUCACGGUUCUGAAAUUACAAUAUCACUGAAAGCUCCGAAUAAGUUUUAAUUUUUUUUACAAGUUUUGUCUAGGAUCCCGCAAAAGAUUGUGCCAUCACUACUUAAAUAUUGUAUCAUUACAUAACUAUUUAUCUAUUCAUUUAUAAGAAACAAAUAAUUUACGCCUCCACAGUCAAAUAAGUACAUGUUGAAACAAUACUUAACGUAAUAUUAACAGAUAUAAGAUUAAAUUAAAUUUAUAAUAAAAUAAACAUAAAAAAUGAAAAACGACAAAAAACCAAAAUUAGUUAGACUAUUGCAAUUAGAAAAUAUUCUAUUAAGAGAAGUCAAUAUACUAUAGUUUUUCUUAUUACUUUUAAUGUAUAAAAAAAGCGAAGAUUUAAUAUAGUGUACCGGAACAUUUAAUGAACCUGAGCAAGUAAUUCCAGACAAUCGAUAUCAAUAUUAAAUAUUUUAUAUAAAAAUUUAAAAUCAUUAUUUAUAUAUCUUAAUUAGAUUGUAAUUUUCAAAGUCAUUAAUAUUAUUUAUUUCAAAAUUAGUUUUAAGUCAUCAGCAAAUAAAAGAUAUUUUCAAUACAAAA
Molecule: messenger RNA, 2714 nt
Organism: Daktulosphaira vitifoliae (grape phylloxera)
Lineage: Eukaryota; Metazoa; Arthropoda; Insecta; Hemiptera; Phylloxeridae
Product: carboxypeptidase B-like
Exons: 9
Coding region: 519-2018 (499 amino acids)
Biological process (GO): proteolysis
Molecular function (GO): zinc ion binding; metallocarboxypeptidase activity
Source: RefSeq, a predicted model, not a curated record